Messenger RNA from Fomitiporia mediterranea MF3/22, 1815 nucleotides. Its product is annotated as S-adenosyl-L-methionine-dependent methyltransferase. The coding region runs from base 1 to 1815 and encodes 604 amino acids. Gene Ontology annotation, molecular function: O-methyltransferase activity. The record is from RefSeq and is a predicted model, not a curated record. The transcript has 8 exons. NCBI's taxonomy places the organism in Eukaryota, Fungi, Basidiomycota, Agaricomycetes, Hymenochaetales, Hymenochaetaceae.
AUGGACGUCGACAUCCCACAAGCACGACGUCUCGUAGACCUCAUCAGCUCUAGUCUAGCUCAGUUCGAGUCGCAAACGAAAGAUGUCGAUAAUUGUACGAAUUGUGUAGACGCAAUACCGACGAUUGUAAGUGCUGCGACUCAGCUUGCUGCGCUUGUUCGUCCGCCUGAACAAGUUGUGAUUGAGGUCGCUACGGGGUUCACGCUCUCAGCGGCUCUGCGUUUUGUUACCGAGGCGAAUGUUCCUGAAGUGAUACGCGCCCUUACGGUCGAAAAUAAUGUUUCUAAGAAUAGUGGAGAGACGAAUGAGGAUUGGGGCGUUGCCGUAUCUGAUAUUGCUCAACUGUGUGGUGUUCAUGCCGGAAAGCUCGAACGAAUGCUCCGCCUCCUCGCAACGCAUCAUAUCUUUGCCGAGUGCCCACCCAUUCAAUCAUCACAUUCUCAUACAAAUGAUAACACUCAGCUCAAUACGAGCGCCCCGCCCGAAGUCAGGAGCGAACACGGCGAAGGAGAAGCACGUUUUGCAAAUAACCGCCUCAGUGCAGCACUCGACUCGGGUGCUAAACUUGAGGAUAUCUUGGAUCCGACCUUGCUACAGAAUUAUCAACCUUAUUCAAACGGUGCUAGAACGAAUUCAGAAGAAAGAGAGGAGAAGCGCAGAAAGAUUGAAAACACCCUGAUUAGAGACGAACAUGAGGAAGAAGAAAUACGGAAGAAACGGUGGGCAGCGAAGUACGGCGGGGAGGCGCCAGGAGCGGCACUUUCUGCACUCGUUGGGAUUAUGACGGACGAGUCGAUGUUCCAUGCAACAGCACUUACCGAUGUGCUUCUUCACAAUCGUUCUAAGUCUCGUCCAAGUACAUCUACAAAUCAGGAGUCAUCCUCUGUAAUAAAGUCCGAAGAUCCAGAGGACUCUCCACUUAACACUGCUUUCUCCCUCGCACGCAACCUGCCAGACAAAGCGAUGUUCGACUGGCUCAGCCUCCCUUCCAAUGCACAUCGUUUGCAUCGAUUUGGGUGUGCGAUGCGUAGUAUGGGGGCUUUAGGGUCUGGUGGGGAGACGGAAGUAUUGAAUGGUUAUGAUUUCGCGUCUCUCCCCCACGGGUCAGUCAUUAUUGACGUAGGAGGAGGUGUCGGGGCAGCUUCACUGCCUAUCCUCCGUGAAAACCUCCAUUUGAAGCUUAUGGUGCAGGACACAGAGGAGGUCGUGAAAGUCGCACCUAGUGUAUGGGAACGUCAGUACCCGGAAGCUCUCCACGCCAAUCGUGUAUCGUUUCAGGUUCAAGAUUUCUUUGAACCGCAACCCACUAAUGCUCCUGGAGUGACGAACGGAUCUCCAGCGGUCUUCCUCCUCCGUAUGAUCAUACACGACUGGCCGGACCCCCAUUGUAUUCGAAUUCUCAAACACCUCCGCGCUGCUGCGGGACGCGAGACGCGGUUGGUUAUCGUGGAUAGUGUUUUGAUGGGAGCCUAUCGUCGUCAAGUCCCUACUUCUGCGUCCACUUCGGAAGCACCUUUUGGUAAAGAUGGAGGAGAGAAGAUGAGUACGAAAGAGGCACCCGAACCGCUCCUCGCGAACUGGGGCGUUGCGAAUGGGUUGGCGUAUAGGUUUGAUUUGAUUAUGCUAUCAAACCACAACGCAUGCGAACGCACGCUCUCGCACUUCAACUCGCUCCUCUCGCAAUCAGGAUGGGGAAUCGAGGCCGUGCACACUUCGUCUUCGUUUACAAGUAACUCGAAGGAUGGAAGUGGGAGUGUGCGCCCGGGUGUAGGCGAGAGUUGGAUGGCUCAAAUUGUUUGUGUUCCCGCUGAUUAG